AUGGAGCAAUUCCUGCGCGUGAAGAAGGUGUUCGAGUCAUUAAGCCAAUUAGGUUCUUCCUCGCAUCGCGAUCUUUUCAACACGCGUCUCACGCAGCUCUCUCCCAUCCUCCGCUACUGCGAGUACAACCUCAAGCGUGCCGAGGGCGAGAACGCGGCCGCCCUGCUGGACCUCCUCUCUUCCGCGGAUAAUUCGCAAUUAUCGCAGCAGCUAGCGGACCUGAUUCAAAACGAACUCGUCGAAAGCAGCGAGGAGCUUCGCGUCGUCUCCUUCCGCGGGCUUUUCCUCCCCGUCGAGACCGAGGAGCUGCGCAAAGCCUUCCAGGAGGUCCGUGCCGCCGAGCAGGCUCUGCUCCGCCUCCGAGAUUCCCGCGGGGAGGACGAAGAACGCGUGCUGGAGAGUUUUGGUCGGGUUUUCGAGGCGUUUGAUCGGGUUUUGCGCGUGCUGAGCACGGAGCGCGAUCGGCUGUCGAAGUCGGCGAACGGGCUGCGAUUCCGCGACACGGAGCGAUUAUUCGCGGUGGAGAAACUGGGGAAACAGAGAAGGAUCGUGGAACGAAACGUGCUGAUUUUGAACGGGUGCGUCGACGCGCUGCGAUCGGGGCAGUCGACGAAUUGGGGAAACUUGGUGGCGCUUGCGUCGAACAUCGUGGAAGCGUUGGAGGAGCUGCACGCGCUGAACGGAGAAUUGUCGCAGGGCGCGGAGGGCGAAGCAAAAUUGGCGGGCGAGCGUCUGAGCGCGGCGAUCGACGAGCUGCAUUUGCUGUACCGCGCGGUGCGCGCGUUUUACGCGGGGAAGGGCGCGUGCGAGAACGGGAAGUUCGAGUACGCGAGCACGUUCUGCCUGUUCGCGCAGCAAAUCGUGGGAGAAUUGAGGGAGGACGCGGCGCCGAGCAUCUUCGAGAACGAUGCCGAUGCGUUCGUGUCGCUGCGAUUCGCGGGGAAUCUGCGCGAGGACUUGGAACUGCUGAGCUGCAGCGUGAAGGCGCAGGCGCUGCUGGCGAAGAGCGAGGCGGAGAAGAAGGGAGAAAGAGGCGCGGAGGGCGAAGAAAUGGCGAGGUAUUUGAGCGAGGACGCGAAGCAGAGAGUGGAAUUCGAUGCGCGCGGACGGUACCGAGUGACGCCGAUCCCGGUAGCGAUGAAGACGACGACGUGCAAGCCGCUGUUCUUUGAUAUGGUCGAUGAAAGGGUGACGUACCCGAAUUUGGAGGCGCGGAGCCGCGUGGCGGAGAAGAAGGGAUGGUUCAGUGGUUGGUGGUGA
This is a messenger RNA of Blastocystis hominis, 1260 nucleotides long. RefSeq lists its product as hypothetical. Gene Ontology annotation, biological process: SRP-dependent cotranslational protein targeting to membrane. NCBI's taxonomy places the organism in Eukaryota, Bigyra, Opalinata, Blastocystidae. Gene Ontology annotation, cellular component: signal recognition particle, endoplasmic reticulum targeting. The transcript is spliced from 2 exons. Bases 1 to 1260 code for a protein of 419 amino acids. The record is from RefSeq and is a predicted model, not a curated record. Gene Ontology annotation, molecular function: signal recognition particle binding; 7S RNA binding; endoplasmic reticulum signal sequence receptor activity.